This is a messenger RNA of Caretta caretta (loggerhead turtle), 1718 nucleotides long. RefSeq names its product enolase 3 (gene ENO3). Lineage: Eukaryota; Metazoa; Chordata; Testudines; Cheloniidae. Gene Ontology annotation, cellular component: phosphopyruvate hydratase complex. Gene Ontology annotation, biological process: glycolytic process. Gene Ontology annotation, molecular function: magnesium ion binding; phosphopyruvate hydratase activity. The record is from RefSeq and is a predicted model, not a curated record.
CCAAUGGCCCGUCUGGGGUUGGCCUGUCCCCACACGGGCAGGGCACUUACAGACAGUCCCUAACUGGCCCCGGGUGGGCGGAGGAUGCCGGGGACCUUGGGUAUAAAAGGGAGGGGGCAGCCACUGCCUGGGCACUGUCAGCUGCCCACCCCCCUGACAGCCACCACCGGAGACGAGAUCUCAGCAACCAUGUCCAUCCAGAAGAUCUACGCCCGUGAGAUCCUGGACUCCCGUGGGAACCCCACGGUUGAGGUGGAUCUGCACACGGCCAAGGGUCGUUUCCGGGCCGCUGUCCCCAGCGGUGCCUCCACCGGCAUCUAUGAGGCUCUGGAGCUGCGGGACGGGGACAAGUCCCGAUACCUGGGCAAAGGGGUGCUGAAGGCUGUUGAAAAUAUCAACAAAAUCAUUGUGCCGGCCCUCCUGGAGAAGAAACUCAGUGUUGUGGAGCAGGAGAAAAUCGACAAACUCAUGAUCGACCUGGAUGGGACAGAGAACAAAUCCAAGUUUGGGGCCAAUGCCAUCCUGGGGGUAUCUCUGGCGGUGUGUAAGGCUGGGGCCGCGGAAAAGGGGGUGCCCCUCUACCGCCACAUCGCCGACCUGGCUGGCAACGCUGAGCUCAUCCUGCCUGUCCCGGCGUUCAAUGUGAUCAACGGGGGCUCCCACGCGGGGAACAAGCUGGCCAUGCAGGAGUUCAUGAUCCUGCCGGUGGGGGCCGCCAGUUUCAAGGAGGCCAUGCGCAUCGGGGCCGAGGUCUACCACAACCUGAAGUCCGUCAUCAAGGCCAAGUACGGCAAGGACGCCACCAACGUGGGGGACGAAGGCGGCUUCGCCCCCAACAUCCUGGAGAACAACGAAGCGCUGGAGCUGCUGAAGUCGGCCAUCGAGAAGGCCGGGUACCCCGACAAGGUGGUGAUCGGGAUGGACGUCGCCGCCUCCGAGUUCUUCCGCGGCGGGAAGUACGACCUGGACUUCAAAUCCCCCGACGACCCCGCCCGCCACAUCAGCGGGGAGAAGCUGGGCGAGCUGUACCAGAGCUUCAUCAAGAAUUACCCCGUGGUCUCCAUCGAGGACCCCUUCGACCAGGACGACUGGGAGACCUGGCGGAGGUUCCUGACCCAGGUGCCCAUCCAGAUCGUGGGGGACGACCUGACGGUGACGAACCCCAAGCGCAUCCAGAAGGCCGUGGAGCUGAAGGCCUGCAACUGUCUCCUGCUCAAAGUCAACCAGAUCGGCUCCGUCACCGAGUCCAUCCAGGCGUGCAAGCUGGCCCAGAGCAACGGCUGGGGGGUGAUGGUCAGUCACCGCUCCGGGGAGACCGAAGACACCUUCAUCGCGGACCUGGUGGUGGGCCUCUGCACAGGGCAGAUCAAGACUGGAGCCCCCUGCCGAUCCGAGCGCCUGGCUAAAUACAAUCAGCUGAUGAGGAUCGAGGAGGCCCUGGGCGACAAAGCUCACUUUGCGGGACGCAAGUUCAGGAACCCUCGUGCCAAGUGAGCCCCUCGUCCGCGCCCCCCAGCGUCGGCACGGCCCUGCCCCACGGUGGGGGUGGCACUGGAGGGACGGGGCCCGGCCUGGACCCUCGCCACCGGGGCUCCCCCCAGGGCAGCGCGAAGUGACCAGCGAGCGCCGGCGACACUGGGUCCAGCCCCAUCGUCCUGCGGCAUCUCUGGGGCCAGGCUCUGAAUAAAGGCACCUGGACAGACAGCGGCUCGGUGUGG